UCUUUUAAACAUUUUUUUAAUCUCUCUCUUUCUCUCCUCCAAAUCUAUCUCCAUUUAAGCUCUCCAUUGAAGCACCUUGAACUCCCCUUUCACCAUUGCUUGUUCUCUCUCUCUUCAUUCAUGGCUUCAGGAGAAUCCUCUCCUUCACAGUCACUCAAAUAUCAGACAUGGGUUCUUCGCGUUUCAAUCCACUGCGAAGGAUGCCGGAAGAAGGUCAAGCGUGUUCUCCAGAACAUCGACGGGGUUUAUGAGAUCUUGAUCGACUCACGGCAGCACAAGGUCACCGUCACCGGCAACGUCGCCGCCGAGACACUGAUCAAGAAGCUCGCCAAAAGCAAGAAGCACGCCGAGCUCUGGCCUGAAUCCAAACCCUUAAACCCUAACCCUAAUCCUAACCCUGAUCCUAAUCCAAAUCCCAAUCCCGCCCCCAAUCCCAACCCACCUCCAUCCGAGAAACCCAGCGAUCCUCCGGCGAACCCUGACCCCAAACCCACUGCUGACCCCACUCCUGCUUCCACUCCUGCCCCGAAACCCGCCGAUGAAGCUCCGGCGAAGCCCAAUCCUGACGAACCCAACCCCUCAUCCUCACCACCCGAAAGCCCCACCACCCCCAUCGAUACCGCCGCCGCCGCCGCCGUCACCGACCCCGCCGCCGGCACAAAGAAGAAGAAAAAGAAGAACAAGAAACCCAACGCCAACAUCGCCGCCGCUAGUGGCGAAGUAGACCCCGAAGACGACGAGGAGCCUGAUCAAGCCGCAACAGCCACACCACCUCCCGCGCACGUGAUCCAGCACGUGCAUCACGUGCCGGUGUUGAGCUACAGCACGGCGUACCCUAGCACGAGCAACUACGGCGAGACGUACUACGCGUCGGUGCCGAUGCACGAUAACUACUACGUGCAAGCGCCGCCGUAUCACCCUGAUGCUUAUUACGGUCGCCACGUGGAACGCCAGGAGUCGUACGAUUAUUUUAGCGAGGAAAACCCAAAUGCUUGUGGAGUCAUGUGAUUGAGCUUGCUUGCUUUCUUGCAUGCUUUUGCAUGGCAAUGGCCAAUGUUUUGAUUUAGGGUUAGGGUAUUGGUAGGAGUAAUGUGUCUAGUUGUAUGUAUGGGGUAUAUGGAAGUUGUUUGUUUCAUUGUUAUGUAUAUUGAUAAUUUGAUACUACUACUUGUUCAAUGGAAAGAGGGUUUUGAUGUA
Molecule: messenger RNA, 1197 nt
Organism: Dioscorea cayenensis subsp. rotundata (Guinea yam)
Lineage: Eukaryota; Viridiplantae; Streptophyta; Magnoliopsida; Dioscoreales; Dioscoreaceae
Product: heavy metal-associated isoprenylated plant protein 36-like
Exons: 3
Coding region: 121-1008 (295 amino acids)
Molecular function (GO): metal ion binding
Source: RefSeq, a predicted model, not a curated record